Messenger RNA from Telopea speciosissima, 1369 nucleotides. RefSeq names its product caffeoylshikimate esterase. Gene Ontology annotation, cellular component: membrane. NCBI's taxonomy places the organism in Eukaryota, Viridiplantae, Streptophyta, Magnoliopsida, Proteales, Proteaceae. Gene Ontology annotation, molecular function: lipase activity. Bases 56 to 1234 code for a protein of 392 amino acids. The transcript has 9 exons. The record is from RefSeq and is a predicted model, not a curated record.
UGCAAGUGUGUACAAUUCCCAAUCCAUACUUUUCCCCCUCUUCUGAAGACUUGAGAUGGCGUUGAAACCUUCAAGCAUUGUGAAGAUUUGCAGUCGAUGCCCAUUUAACGUUUUCAGCGCUGCUUCGGUUCGCUUUCAUAAGAAGAAGAAGAAGAACAAUAAAGGGAAGAAAUACAUAGAAGGUGGAGCAAUGGCGCCACCCAUUAAGCUUCUUGGAAUCGAUGAUGAUUUACAGAAGAUUCUUCACGCAAAUAUGGAUAAAGUGGCCGCUAGACGUUAUGCUCGUGGGGCUUUUAAGGAGAUUCAGCUUGGAAUCGAUCACUGCUUGUUUAAGUUGCCAUCUGAUGUAUUGGAAACAAAUGAGUUGUAUGAAGUGAACGCUCGAGGGUUGGAAAUUUUCUGUAAAAGUUGGCUUCCAAAGACCUCGCCACUAAAAGCAUUGGUUUGUUAUUGUCAUGGUUAUGGAGACACUUGCACAUUUUUCUUCGAAGGAAUCGCUAGGAAGUUGGCAUCAUCUGGAUUUGGAGUUUUUGCAAUGGAUUACCCUGGCUUUGGUCUUUCAGAAGGUCUUCAUGGAUAUAUUUCUAGCUUUGAUGCAAUUGUUGAUGAUGUCAUUGAGCAUUACUCCAAAGUCAAAGAGAACCCAGAGUACCGAAAUCUUCCAAGCUUCCUGUUUGGACAGUCUAUGGGUGGAGCAGUUGCUCUGAAGGUUCACCUAAAACAACCUAAUGCAUGGGAUGGUGCUGUUCUUGUUGCACCAAUGUGCAAGAUUGCAGAUGACAUGGUUCCACCUGAGUUUUGGAAGAAUAUUCUAAUUGGUGUAGCUAAGUUUCUUCCCAAACAUAAGCUAGUUCCACAGAAGGAUAUUGCAGAGAUGGCAUUCAGAGACAUGAAAAAGAGGGCUUUGACACCCUAUAAUGUUAUUGCAUACAAGGAUAGACCACGGUUAGGAACGGCUUUAGAGUUACUUAAAACUGCUCAAGAGAUAGAGAAGCGACUGGAGGAAGUUUCUUUACCAUUACUCAUAUUGCAUGGAGAGGCUGAUAUUGUAACAGAUCCAUCAGUAAGUAAGGCUUUGUAUGAAAAGGCAAGGACUCAGGACAAGAAACUCUGCCUAUACGAGGGUGGUUAUCAUGCUCUCCUUGAAGGUGAACCAGACGAAAUGAUGUUUCAAAUUUUUAAUGACAUCAUUUCCUGGCUCGAUGAGCACAGCAUAAGAAAUACCUCUUCUUGAAUCACAUUGAUUUCUUGUUUGUCAAAAGAAGCUGGUAUUAUUGUUUUUCUUAUUCUUGUACAGUGAUUUGAGAUGUUAUGUAAUUGUGAUUAUAAACUAUUAUUGAUCAAUCAAAGGCAAACAUCAUAAUCUGGA